CUUUUAUAAACUCGAAGUCGGUGAUCUUGCUGUGUGAAGACGUCUGUUUAUUUAUUUGAAGAACGUUUACGGUGUCCCGAAGAAAAUCAGCGAACAAAGUAUGCCAGGAGACAGACUGUCAAUCAGAGAUAACUUGGCUGUCGGCCGUUUCCACGGUGUUUCUGCGAGCAACAGUCAUGCCGUUCCAGAGAAACAAUCUGAGGUGAGGAAGAAGGAGAACGGAUGUAGCCGUUGGUUACGGGAGGCUUGUCCCGGUUGCCUCCGUCGACAGAGCAGCUCGGAUGAUGUCAUGGAUGAUGUGGUUGAGGGAGAGAAUGAGAUCCCAUCAACACCACUGCCCCUCACUGUUGACACAGAUGUGGACGACUUAUCUCUGAAGGUGUGUUCUGUGAAUCUGCUGAGCCAAAAAUCUCAGCAGAACAGGAAAGAGCAUCACACACACAAGUUCCACGGCGACCAGCUCAUCAUCCGCAGAGGCCUGGCCUUCCAGAUAGAGCUUGAACUGUCACGACCUUUCAACCCGAACACAGAUAAACUUCACCUGGAGUUGAGGACAGGUCCUCUUCCCCUGGUGUCAAAGGGCACGCACGUCAUCAUACCGUUGGUGGAGGAGCUACAAGAUGAGCGCUGGGAAGCCAAGAUUGUGGAGAAGAACGCCUCUCGAGUCAAGCUGUCCAUCAACUCCUCUGCCACCGCUGUUAUCGGAAAGUACAAGCUGAGCAUCACAACACAGUACCUGAAGAGUGGCCAGACGAGCAUGCACGACCAUGAUGAAGAUAUUUACAUGCUCUUCAAUCCCUGGUGUGAAGAGGAUGCGGUUUACAUGGAGAGUGAGAAGGAAUUGAAAGAAUACGUUUCAAAUGACACUGGAAGAAUUUACUACGGCACUGAGUUCCAGAUUGGAGCCCGGACGUGGAACUUCGGGCAGUUUGAUGAAGGUAUUCUGGAGGCCUGUCUGUAUGUGCUUGAGAACAGCGAGGUUCCUCCAACAGGCAGAGGAGAUCCCAUCAAUGUGGUCCGAGUCAUUUCCGCCAUGAUCAACUCUCCAGACGAUCGCGGCGUUCUGGAGGGAAACUGGUCUGGGAAUUACACGGGUGGUACUUCUCCCACUGCUUGGAGUGGCAGUGUGGAUAUUCUCAGGAGUUACCACAAAGAAGGCGGAACGCCCGUCAAAUACGGGCAAUGUUGGGUGUUCUCCGGGGUCACAACGACAGUUCUGAGAUGUUUAGGUAUUCCUACACGUUCCAUAACAAAUUUCCAGUCUGCCCAUGAUACAGACGUCUCUAUGACAACGGAUGUAUAUUUCGAUGAGAAUAUGGACUCCAUCGAUCGCCUCAACACUGACUCUGUGUGGAAUUUCCAUGUUUGGAAUGACUGCUGGAUGGCCCGUCCGGAUUUGCCCCCCGGUAUGGGCGGUUGGCAGGCUGUGGAUUCAACACCUCAGGAAACCAGUCAGGGAACGUAUCGCUGCGGCCCGGUGUCGCUCGCCGCUGUGCGCUCGGGACAGGUCUAUCUCAAAUACGACGCACCUUUCGUCUUCGCUGAGGUGAACAGCGAUAAGAUCUACUGGCAGAGGAGCCUGGACGGCACCUUCAGUCAGAUCCACAUCGAGAAGAAUGCGGUGGGUCAUUGCAUCAGCACCAAGGCUGUGGGUUCGGAUGAGCGAUCAGACAUCACCCAUGAUUACAAACACCCUGAGGGCUCGGAGGAGGAGCGUAUCGCUGUGGAGACUGCCUGUCGCUAUGGCAGCAAACCGGAUAUGUACUCCAGUCCCGCUGCUGAAGAUGUGCAUGUGGAGGUGAGGAUGGUGGGAGAUGGUCCACGCAUGGGAGGAGACGCCCACCUGAAUAUUGUAGUGCGGAACCUGAGCUCUCAGCCCCGCAAAGCCAACCUCCACAGCCAGGUGGCGGUCAUGUACUACACCGGUGUCUUGAAGGAAACUAUGAAGAAGGACAAACUACCUGUGGAGCUCAUGCCACAUGAAGAAAAGGUUAUUGACUGGAUCCUGCCAUACGAACAGUAUCAGAACCAGCUGGUGGACCAGGCGGCACUCAUGCUGACCCUGUCUGGGAGGGUUACUGAGACCCAGCAGGUUUUGGCCAAUCAGACCAGCUUUAGACUCCAGACACCUGAUAUUAAGAUUGAGCCUGUGGGAGAGGCUUAUGUUGGCAAAGAAGCGUCAGCAAAGAUCACAUUCACAAACCCUUUGCCAUGUACCCUACGCAAUGUGGUGGUGCGAGUGGAGGGGCUCGGACUGAGAGACCUCCAUCCCAUCAAAGUGGGUGAUGUUGGCAAACAUGCCAAUGUGACGGUGACUGAACACUUCCUCCCGACUAUACCCGGUGCGAGGAAGCUGGUGGCGUCACUGGACUGCAGACAGCUCAGUCAGGUGCAUGGUGUGGCUGACAUCAUGGUUCAUGAAAACUAGUGAAUUCAGUUCACUGAGUCUGUGUUCCUUCACAGUGUUAUUUCUGUUGCAGCAGAUACUGCCCUUUUACUGUCAUCACUGUUUCAAUGUGCAUUAUACUGAGCUAAAAUGUUGUUUCUUUAAAUAUACAAAACAUUUUCAAGAAAUAACUUAUACACACAUUUUUAAAACAAUUGCCACUGAUGUGAAUGAAGUACAAUGGGCUCCAAAACUUGAGACCAUGUGUUUAAAUGAUGGAUUUCUUGAUUUAGAGAUGCAAAAUAUAAAAAAGGCAAAAGAUAAUUUUCAUUUCGACUCAAUAUAAAAGAUUCUCACAAUUAUUGUUAUUAUGGAACUUUUGACAAAAUAUUUUAACUGAAAUUCUAAAAGAAUGCAAAAAAGAAAUAAAUUUCACUUAUGGUCUUAAGUUUUAUAGACCCUGAUGAAUUUAUCUUGAAGCAUAUACAUUUUUAUUUUGGUUUAUGUUUAUGUUAAACAUAUGUUUGCAUAGCCUUAUAUAUUAACUGCUUGUUAGUUUUAAUUUGUAUGUCUAUGUUCAGUUUAUUGUCCUCAUUACGUGUAGUAGUUGGCAAUCGUUACACCACAGAAGAAAUGGUAUUCACAUAUGAUAAUUAUUUUUUUAUAUGUAUGCACUGACUGUAAAUCUAACAAUCAUAGAAAUGCUAACUGAAAGUAUAUUUCUGGUGCCAAACACACAUGCCGAUGCAUUUCAAGUAAUUCUAUUACCUUAUAUUGCAUGUUGUUCAUGAAAAUGUAUGAUUUAGGCAUUUUGGCAGAUUAGUUUUAAGUUUGUUCGUAUGGAUCACAUUGACGCUGUAAGAAGUGGACUUUGAAACACCAUAAUCAGCACUAAACUAUGAAGAACUCUUCAUGUAAUAUUAAUAUUUUAUGAUUAAAUAUUUUAUAUUCCGUAUGUUUACAUUAUUUAACUAUGUAAUACAUUUUAUGAAUCAUUUUGAA
Molecule: messenger RNA, 3388 nt
Organism: Triplophysa dalaica
Lineage: Eukaryota; Metazoa; Chordata; Actinopteri; Cypriniformes; Nemacheilidae
Gene: tgm1l1
Product: transglutaminase 1 like 1
Exons: 14
Coding region: 101-2428 (775 amino acids)
Biological process (GO): peptide cross-linking
Molecular function (GO): protein-glutamine gamma-glutamyltransferase activity
Source: RefSeq, a predicted model, not a curated record